AUGCCGAACAACAAGAAAUCGAGAAUGAAUUUCUUCAUAUGCCAUCUGGCUAUUGCAGACUUGUGCACUGGUGUGCUGGUUGUAUUUGUGGACAUCGUUUGGAAACUGACCAUCGAAUGGGAAGCCGACAAUAUCACGUGCAAAAUCGUCAGAGUUAGUCAGUUCAGCGUCCUCUACGCUUCGUCAUUCAUCUUGGUCUCACUCAGCAUCGACAGAGUACUGGCCGUUGCCCGCCCGCUCAGUUGGUCAGCCAGAGAAAAAUCCAAAUAUUGGCUUGUUGGUUCUGCGUGGUUCUUAGCGGUACUUGCAUCUCUUCCAAUGCUGGCAUUCAUUAAGAAGAAGUUUGAUGAAAAUAUUCAAAUGUAUCUAUGUGUCAUUGAUGUCCAGGAUUGGCAGCUGUACAUCGUUCUAAACUCUCUGCUGGCAUUCAUAAUUCCCGCCAUAAUCAUCACCGUCUGUUACGUAAUCAUCGUUUACGUCAUCAAUACGUCGACCAAUGAGAGGCCGAUGAGGAGAGCCUGCAUGUCCGCCACAGCCAAUCACGCUCAAGAUAGGAGUGGUUUUAUAUCAAGAGCAAAAGUAAAAUCGAUUAAGAUGACUUUUGCUAUUCGUUUCAUAUUUUGCUGGAGCACUUUCUAUGUCUACAACUUCUUAAUGGUCUUCAAAGCCAUUCAGUACAAACCCGAACUCAUGGUGCUGACAAUUUUUGUUCAGAGUCUGGCUCCAUUAAACAGUGCAGUUAACCCUAUUAUAUAUUUUUUAUUUAAAAAUUCAAAAUCUGCUGGAGUUAAAAAUAACAGGUUUGUAUGUGUGUACGUGUGUGUGAUUGUGUGUGUGUGA
Helobdella robusta is the source of this 840-nucleotide messenger RNA. RefSeq lists its product as hypothetical. Gene Ontology annotation, cellular component: membrane. Bases 1 to 840 code for a protein of 279 amino acids. Gene Ontology annotation, molecular function: vasopressin receptor activity; neuropeptide receptor activity. Lineage: Eukaryota; Metazoa; Annelida; Clitellata; Rhynchobdellida; Glossiphoniidae. Gene Ontology annotation, biological process: G protein-coupled receptor signaling pathway. The record is from RefSeq and is a predicted model, not a curated record. The transcript is spliced from 7 exons.